CCAUUGCGCAGGUAUCUUCUGUGUGUAGCAGUUUUGGAUUUAAUCAGAGCGUGUGGUGUGCCUUUGUCAUUUACGAUGCUGUAGCUUCCCUUGUUGCUGCGUGGUUGUUAUAAUUGCGUUGUUUAAGGGAGUACUAAAGUAGGAUAUCGAUUCAAUUCUCUUCCUGUCGAUAUUUCGCGUGUAUGAAUAGAUUCGCAGCUAAACUGGAGUCUGGCUGAGAGUUUGUCCACUCGCUUGGUUGUUUAACAUAGGUUAUGGUAAACGAGGCUGUUGCUCUCGCUUAGCGGCUCCCAACCCGGUGCUCUCUGUAGUCAAGAAGUGCGUUUUCACCGCGGUUAAAAUAAGUUGCGAAAAGAGGCAAAGCUGUCCAGCUCAUCUGAACAACGAACAUGUGGAAUAUUUUGGCAUCACUCUUUGGUCUGUCCCAGAGGACCUGCGCGCCGAAGGAGAAGAAAGGUCAAAGGUGGCGAAGAGUUUUCCCUCAAGUCGUUGUGGUCAACGGAGCAGCCACCUUACUCGCGUUUUUCUCUAACUGCGGACCGUGUAUCUUCACUGCCUGCGAGGUCAAAGGUUACGCGCUGUGGGGUACAGCCGAAACCCUGUCAACCUGGUUCGUGAGAUGGUACUUCAUCUCGCUGGGACUCCUCAUCAUUUUCACAAUUCUCUCGUGCUGGUGCAAGAUCUGUGUGCUUCUGGAAGAUCAAGGGCGAUGCAACAGCGCAAGGGCACAGCUCCUCCUCAACACCCUGGUUGUCUGCUUCAACUACGCCGUAGGGUGGUUGCCGUACGUUCUGCUGGUGGGCAUAAGUGGCAGCCUGGAUGGAGGCUCCUUUGUGGAAGGCUUUGAAAGCGGUCUGACGGAUUUCCAUUGCCACCUUCACGAUGCGUCCGUCCGCGGGGCUUUGGUCGUCCUGGUCGCGUCCUCGGCCAUUUAUCUCCGCCACGCCUACUUUGGCCUGGGCGGACGGGUCCUAGGAGAUGGCUACAUGCUGAUGGGCGGUUUGAUUCUGCCGUGGUUCAUGGCCACAAUAACGAGGGUGUUCUUGGUGGGGCAAGAGUGGCGCCUUCCGACUAAGUCUCUGCUGAGGGAAGGAAGCAACGGGACUUUCACGAUGAGAGCAAACAUGAUAUUCUGCGAGACGAUCGUCAACAACGACUGGUUAAAUCACGUGAUGGCUGAGUGGCUGUUGACGUUGGUGAUGACUGGAUUGGUUGCAUUCUGGUUCCCGACUGUCAGACGACGUUCACAAGAUCAUUCAAAGCUCAUUCAAAGGCCCAUUGGACUUUUUGCUUCUGGUGAGUAUUACAUGGAGUCAGUGUCCGUCAUCGCUAUAAUGUGGUUCCUCACCAUCAGACCUCUCCUGGCGACCAGUAUAUUCCUUUCUUCAAACGAAAGCUGGUCCUCCUACCUUGACAUCCCUUCCCACGUCCUCAUCAUGAUGUCUGCGUCUCUCGUGCCCUUUGAGGUCGAGGACCGAUGGGCGAUGGCUGUGGAGGAGGAAUCUCCUGCAGAAGAAGAAGGGAAAGCGGGCAGAGUGACAUCUCUGCAUGGCGAGGAGGGAGCAAAGGCCUGGGAGGAGAAACAAGGGAGUGCUAUAGUGAACUCAGAUGAACAUUUUUGAAAAGUGAAAAACUGUUACGUGCCUCAUGGGGUGACAAAAUAUGUGGCAUGAAUACGCUUUCUUCAAAUAUGCUUUUUGAUAAGUAUGCAUAUAUAUAAAUAUAUAUAUAUAUACAUCUAAAUAUACAUAUGUCUCACACACACACACACACACACACACACACACACACAC
Molecule: messenger RNA, 1793 nt
Organism: Penaeus chinensis
Lineage: Eukaryota; Metazoa; Arthropoda; Malacostraca; Decapoda; Penaeidae
Exons: 10
Coding region: 390-1622 (410 amino acids)
Source: RefSeq, a predicted model, not a curated record